AUGGAACCGGGUCAUGUGUGGUACGCGUGGAUGGACUGUGCGGAUUUGUUAGCCGUUGUUAUAGACUUCGCUAACGGUGUCCUUGAUAUUUUCUCCUACUGGGCCCAGGUAGCUGAAUAGGCAGAGCGCUAAAGAAACCGAAUAGUUCUUCUUCACUGUGAAGGAAAUCAUGCGCGAUUCACCAUUGUACGUUCACUCCGCGUAAUACACGUUAGAUGACAUCGUUAACAACGAUACAACUACUAUAUACUUGGUUUCAUGGACCACGUAUACGCGAUACUAGAUAUGUAAUUAAGUAGGCGGUAACUACGUCAUUUUUGAGUUCGAUAGGGGUUAAUGAGACUAGAUAUUUUAGCAGGACUAUGGAAGUUAAUUAAAUUGUGGAUGAUCUACGAAGCUCAAAAGACACCGGUGAGAAAAUGAUAUUAAAAGAGUUUCCCAAAAUUUACCUAUUACAUUGGAUACUUAUACGAAUGACAGGCUCCAUGAGCCAAAAUCUGCAUGGAUGUCCACGAACCUCCUUUAGAAAUGAAAACCGAAUCAGUCAUUUCUACGUUUCUUUUUGAAAGACGCACAAAUGUAGGAGAAGCUGCAGACUGCAUAAAUUCCUUUAGUGUAAAUAUGUGGAGCAAGUCCAUUUCGUGCACCUCCGUCAAACUUUUAGGACGUAAAAGUUUGCGAAAUAGAGUUCGCAAAGCAAAUCUACCGACUAUAAUGGCGUCUUCCGCAAUUUUCGGGUUCCAAAAUAUAUAAGAAAAACUACAAUCUGAAUCGUUAAGCUUUCAGCGCGUGAAAACGAGGAAAACAAACCUGUAGUCCCUUGAGUUCCACGGAAAAUAAAAAUAGAAAAUGAGUAUGUAUAAAAGGUAAAGUGAAAAAAGCAACUGUAAAUGGGUUUGGGAAAUUCCUGUUUUUGGGGGAAGAAUGGCUGAUUAAGCUAGAGAAACGUUUUCGCUGUACGGAUUACGAAAAUUUUAAGGUUGGAACAUCGUGGACGUUUGACGUAUACAAUGUUAAUCCAACUUCCUAAUGUGAUUUCCUGACAAAGCAACUUUGGAAUCAACCCAAGGAGGAGAAUGCAAUAACGCUCUCUCGAUGAAAGCCAAUGGGCAGCAUCUUAUAAAGGUUUGACGUAAGUGCAAGGUAGUGUUUUUUAUUAAAAUUUAAAAGCCUUCUAGAUGAAAACCACAUCAUUGAGUAUUUCCAAGGCGAGUUUUUGAGUACUGUUUCACAUCUCAUAUUAUUAUUUAAAGCAAAGACUUCAAAUUUUUUUGUUCUUCUUCUGUUCGAUACUGCUUGUUUAGCUUUGUUAUCUACCAUCCAAAUUUUGUCGUAUUUUACGCAACACCGACUGCCGACGCCCAAUGUCGCGCUCGCUACAUUUUCAAAAUGCUAAAAGAGUCAGACCAAAUUUUCAUUACGUAGUACAACUCUCCCCUCCUUAAAUUAGUAUCGGCGACAUAAAAGUGUUUAUGAAGUUUCACAAUCGCGUAAAAACUCAACGUCUUUUUGUCAACUUUAUGUUACUGAAAUUCUGUAAUCUGAAAUAAAACCUUGAUUCGACCUUGAAGAUGAUGUCUGUUUAUACCCUUCGACGAGGUCACCGAUUUCCCAUUAUUGCGACAAAUUUUGAUGUAAUUCAGAACUAUGUUAACAAAAUUGGCAUACCAGACGGCCUAAUUCAUAAUAACGUUUCUCAAAACAUUGUUUUAUUUCAGACAUUUGUUCGAACAUUGCGCGUACAGUAUAUGUUCCUCAUGAUUCGCAUAUUGUUCAUUUGGACCAUUAUCUAUAUUGAUAGCCCUUAAUAACCUCCGCGCGUUUUCUCUAUAAAGUAAACCUCAAGCUUUCUCUCACACUGCAAUUGUUGUCUAUAGGGUAAUUUUCGUACUUCAGGCCGUCCUCUUUGGCAGGAACAAUUCAAGUCAGCGAUUCAUGCAAAGUUUGCAAUCGUUUCAAUUGGAUAUGUAUACUAGUAUGGAUAUCCAAUAGCGAUAUCCGAUAGCGAGCUCGCUAUCGUCUUUAGAAAACACUUUAUCUAUUUCUAUGGCUCACGGGCACUACACGGUCGUUUCUCCGGAAUUCGUUCGUUCUGUUAUGCCUAUCGGGUUCUCUCUCGAGCCCAGCCAGCAGCUGCACAGCGGCUCAUGAUAUAAGCCGAAUGACCUUACCGACAAAAGCAAGGGAAGCUUGAAUGACCAAUAAUAGCUUAUUAACUGUCGUCAGCUAGUCCUGCCCAACCCCGAAGUGGGGAACACCCGAGACUCGUACUCGCGACCCCGGUCAUUUUGUCUAUAUCAUUCGCCGCUGUGCGGCUGCUGGUUGGGCUCGAGAGAGAGCCUGUAAGGCACAACGGAGCGAGUGAGUUCCGUAUGAACUAUCGUUGAGCGCCCCUUACCACUGUGUAUUCCCGAUCGAAACCGACAGGACAACGGGCACGUGGCCCAGCGGUUCGAGGCGUGGACUUCUGAAUAACAGGUUCAGAGUUCGAGUCUCGGGUGUUCCACACUUCGGGGUUGGGUAUAAUUGGCUGACGACGGCUAAUAAGCAAGAAAUGGUCCCUAAAGUCUCCCUUAUCUUCGUCGACACUAAUACACUGAAUACAUAAUGUCGAUAGAGGGGCAGUAUGUGUAGUGGCUCGACUGCUAGAUAACAUACUUAACGACAGUUUUUCAUCCGCACACGUGUACAAAAGCAUUUUGAGGUUGUUAACGGUACUUAUGAGCUAACUUCGAUAAGGAUCCUGGAUUUCAUUUUAAUCUUUGGGCAUUUUUGGUAUUUUUUACGUAGUUGACCCUCAGUUUAUGUGCUGUUUAUAUAAAGUUCAGAUUGUGCUAGAUUUUGAGCCGUAUUACGCAUGACAAUGCAUCCGAUAAUAAUCUCAAUAUUCAUGCGUCAAACGCCAAUAUGCAUAAGGCCUUCCUUAAAGCACUUCAAUUAUUUGUGCAAGUUUUCAAAUUAUGUCCCUUAUAAUGUUGGGUUUGUCCCAGUUUUGUUUUAGCAUAUACACGGGAAUUUUGACGUUGUCAGGUCUAUACUUGUCUGACUGACAAUAGUGUGACUGUACUGCUCAGGAAUCUUAAGCUCAAUAAAAGCAUAAUAGUUUAUAUUUUUUGACAUCCAAGUUCGCUUUUGCAGUUCGAACAAAUGGCAUUUUUACUGACGUCUGAAUUAUCGAUACCUGGCGUGGUUUCUCACAACUGCUGUCUCACACUCUCAGCCCUUAGGGCAGAACCUGCAUUAUCACUUUACUAAGUCGAAUUUGUAGCCCAUAAUCACGCCACGGACGACCUUAGUACAUUUUCAGGGUUUCGCAUUCUAGCUCUGAAAAAGGUGAAAAAAGCUAUGAGUUAUUGAGCACUGCUAUCCGAGUUUGAAAAUUUUCUUAGUUCUCGAAUUCGAAGUAUGAAUCAUUGGAUGCUGACCGCAAUUCACUAGAAACUUUACUCCUGUUUGUAGAUGAUUCGUCCGUUUUUAGCAAAGACGCAAAAGGAAAUUUCGUUUGUACUGUCAAUAAACCAAAAAAUGACGGUCUCCCAAACGCUUGCCUGUAAAAUGUUUUGCAACGUCCGAACUCUCCUGGAUAUUUCUUAAAAUUCUGGUUCGGCGGGCAACCAAUAUUUGCCCCCACUACGUUAAACAGACAGAUAUUCUGUUGACGUAGAGUACUGUGGGCCAGAUAGCUGUCAGCAGUCACUCACGAUAACUGUGAAGACAAGUUAAUCGGGAUCAAGAUCGACGGAAAAAACCUGCAAGGCAGAUCGCUGAACAGAAUAUUUCAUGCCAGAAGAUGAUUUACUGAGCUGAUGUCCAAUUUAAACCGGCUAUAAUUUAUUAUAAUUUUUUAGAACAAGGUCAAAAGGCUUGCAGUGUUAAUUACUUAUUCACGGUGAAUGUAUAACCCCCGACACAAUACGUUCUUGAGGUUUUUGGCAUAAAAAAUACAUGUAGUUGCAACAAAACAACCUCUUCACAUUACCAACUGCUCACCGAUUCCACUAUGCUUCUACUGAUUUCUUACCUUUAAUAUUUUAGUAAGAGACUGAUCAUUAUGUCAAAGAGUCCAUACGAGAACAUAUUUGAAAAGCAGAACAGAAACGAACCACAGCGUCUCCAACCCGGGCAACGAAUUCUUAAAAGUUCAUAUGUUCCACGCGGCCCUGCUGAUGCAACACCUCCUCCUCCUCUCUGUAAGAGUCGAUUGCAGCUGUUCGAUCCUGAACGUCAAUCACGUCAAUCACCGUCGCUGAAUGCAUCAGGCGGCAACAGGGAUAAAAACUAUACAGAGCAGGCAGUAGUACGCAAUAAUUCGCCAGCGGUCACGCCGUCUGCUCCAAAAUCCUCCCGCCUGCGUCCGGCAAACAUAGUUAAGCCCUAUCGGGCCAUCAGCCCUAGUUUACAGACUACCGGGCAACAGGCUCACAAUCGAUCUCCACCUGCGAGUCGACCCCGAACGAUUAUGCCAGCUCAUGGAACGCCUUUGCGUUUGCAGCAAGCGGCCAGUCAGCCGUCCUCGCCAAUGCGAAACGCCACUCGAUCAUACAACCAAAACUUGUUUAAUUUCUUUCCAGGACGUGAAAACUAUCCAGGUAAACGUUGUUAUUAUUAGGGCAAAUGAAACUAGAACAUCAAUGUCUAUUUGGUUGAAACUGUGACAAAUAAUUAUAGCUUGGAAAAUUGAGCACGGUGGAGCUUCAAAGUUUCUUGAAAAUCAAGUGUAACUACUAGUUCAUAUAACAAACUCUUGUUUUUCCAUUUUCGCAUAUUGCCUGUUAUAAUUUCUGAUUAACGUUCCAGUCAUAAUUACAUACAGUAUGGUCUGCAGUCGUUAUUCGCACUGUCGAUUUUGCUCAGAGUAUUUCUGACAUCAUUUGAUAACUUUAAGGUUAUAUGACGCUAUAUGUUGCACAGGUUCGAUUGCAUAAUAUGUGCCAAGUUUUGCUUGUUUCUUACGACCAGUUGUACUUUCCAAAACAGACAGUAAAUACAAUUGGGAGGGAAAAUAUUUAAAAGAAAUAUAAGGAGACGAAAUAGGUAGUUAAUUAGAUUUUUGCAUACACCCAAUCGGCCUGAUUGAGUAAGCCUCUAUAAGAUAGAAAAGGCUGUCCAAACGCAAAUUACUUCAGCGAUUUACUACACCCGGAAAACUUACACCAAGUUGACACCGAGUCCAAAACGUUGUUUUGCAUUGUACGGGCUGAUACUAAGUAUUUUCUCGUUGAUCACGCCUCAAAAAUCAAGUGCCGCAGGAGAAUAUUCCGAUUUUCCCCAUUAUUUGAUUUUAAAACAUCACGGUAAUGCAAUGCGAAUCUUGGCUGACUACGUAUUUUACGUGUCAACUUGUGCUGAAUGUUAACUGACAGAAGAAAUGACACUUUUGUUUAUGAAUGUUUACCUCGCAGGCAGCAAUCUUUCCCGCCCCUCGGUAGACCAAAGUCAUUACACCAAAAGGAUUACCUCACGACCUCCCGUCGGGACCAGGAGUGUUAGCAGUGGCAGCGAUUCUUCGUCACGUUUUCCUCAAGAAGAGUUUAGCUCUUCACAAAAGGAGACCUCAGCUUUGACCUCAUCAGCUUGCUUUAAACGCCCAGAACGAGAGAGCGAAGUGUCUACUGAAGCACUUCGCUGUCUAGAAAGUCGACUCCGGCAGCUUGUGAUGUCCAAAGAGGCCCAAGGUAGCAAGAACAUUUUCAGAAAUGGCUUUCAAAAUAUUUUUUCCAAAAAGUUUAUUUUUAAAACUUAAAACUAUCAAUCUGUCGGAAGAAUGUCGAAAAACAUUUUACCACCCUGUGACUUGGUGUUCAUUAUAAAUGAGCGAAGCCAUUCUCAACCGACAGCUACAGUUAUUUCCAAGCCUGCAUUACUGUGCUAAUAGGCAACUGAAAUCUGGAGAAAUAUAAACAAGCAACUUUAUUUUCGCUCUAUUGGCUUAAAUUGUGAGGCCAGACAUAAGGACCAAUCUCUACGUAAAAAAAACAUAUUACUCUUAAAGCCCGCGUUAACUUUUCAUGGCAGUUUUUUGCAAAUAUCUUCGAAUGAAAUUCCAAAAACUUACGGGAUAAUUGCGAAAAAUCUGUUCGUUCCCCUACAGGGUUACAAUUGUCUUUUGGACAACCAAGCUGUUUAGUUUAGACUCUUUUAGACAAUACGAUUUAAACAAAUUAUGUAACUUGGAAUGUGGUCGCUUCAUAUAAUUCUGCCUUUCGUAAACUCGUGUUAUGUCCAAAAGUUGUAUCUAAAAAAUGCCAACGUCAGCUUUGUUAGGAAUGUAAGAAAUCAUCAUACUGUGCACGAUAGCUGUCAACAGGAAGUUUUCUUAAUAGUUUGAUUAGCAACUACGCUCCCAGUAGGAGUCUCCAUUCAAAUUUACGUGUUCAUUGUUAACUGAUCGCGCAAAUGCGACACGCGACUGCCCGUUUUCUGCGUAAAUUAGGCCUAGAAGCACCCAUGUGGAUGCAAUUUUUAUUUUCAACAUACUCCAGGCGGUUAAAGGUUGCACUGGUUCAUUUCUCUAUUCCCAUCUACAACAAAUCAUGUUACUCAAUGAAGCACAACAGAGUUAUCCUGGAACGUCUACUGUGCUACGUUUAUUCUUGUGUAACGCAGAAAAGCGUGUCACUGACUUUUUGCUUUACUGAUGUUUCAGCGUGAAGUCUCCUGUUCCUGGUAAAAAAUCGCACGUCUUUGACUAUCAUUUACCACUUUAAUCAGUUAAUCGUCACCGCAAAUUAAUUUUGUAGCCAGUCAACGCGACUCAUCAAGCGACUAUGAUAGUGCCUCCGCCCUUCUUACACCGUCCGAGGUUCAAACGAGGCCGUCCACAUCAGACCUAAAUGCUUUAUCUACUUCGCAACAAAAACAAACUUUUAGCUCUCGCCUGCCAGUCCUGAAGCUAUUGAAGUCGAGCCAAUGUGAAUCCAACUUCGAUGAAGGUCCGAUCUCCGAGAGCAGUUCCAGCGCCUCUCUUCAGGAUUUUACACACGAAGAAGUUCGUUCAGUUUUUUCUCUAGCAAUCAAAAAUUAAAUGAUUUCAUUUUGUGUAUAAGCUUAAUUGACGCUUUACAAUACGAGUCUCUCUCAUCUAUGAAAACAUCUAAAAUGUAUAACAGGUUUUGCAAUUAACUUGAAUUACGUAAGCUUCAUAACCUAGUGAACCAUAUAUAUCAAGCUAAUGCAUCUCAAGUGAGGUCAAACGAAGCAAGUCGCCUUGCUGAGUGAGUAUGCGGGAGAGCGAAAAAUCAACUUUUAAUUCCCUUAAAUAUAUCAGGAGUUCCUUCUAUUGGCCUGAAGGGGCACUUUCAGUAUUAAAAAACUUAAAAUAUAUUGCUUUCUCCUGAACUACAUCUCCUUGUGUAUGCAGAAGGAAAAAAGGGAGAUUGGAAUGGACAUUUCUGGCUAAUUUGCCAUUGUUAACUAGUCAUACCCAUUCCCCAGGUGUAAAACACCUGGAGCUCGAUCAUGCGACCUGUUGGUUGGAAGUUUAACGUCCCUAGCCACUGAUCCACGGGUUCUUUGCCCUGUUAGUUGUAAUAAAGUAUGUAUAAUGGUAGAAGGGUGCCUACCGACCGCAUAAAAAAUAUGCAUAAAAAUAUUCUAUCCUGUGCCCAUUUUGCAGCAUUUCACGUCCUAUCUAAAUUUUAUCUUCGUAUUAUGGGUCUCUUCCUGUUCUAAAAACGUUUUUGAUUGUAACGUUUUUAGGACUGCGCGUUGCCUACUUAAAUAACACCAUAUCUGCCUGUCCAGUAAUGCUUCUAAUAAAGUUAACAACACAGUCUGCGUUCGCUGAAACCUUAUGAGUCUCAUUUGACAUUUUUCAAGGACAUAAAUAAAUGUUUGCUUUUGUAUGCGUUUUGUAAAUUAAAAGCCCUAAGCAAAGAUGGAACGACAGAUCGAGCUCAAAAUUAAUCGAAAGUUGAAAAAACUUUUUAAAACCAAUAUUCCCUUUUUGGAGUACAGAGUUUGAGGAAAACGUGAUUUGCUACCAAAGGAGUACAGGAUAAAAAGGUUUUUACAUACGUCUUCUGCAAAAUAUCUUUUAUUUAUAAGGGGUUUAAAAUUCUAUAGAAAAAGGCAAUCAAAUAAAGUCGUCAGGUUUGCCGAUUGCGGUUCUUGCGGGCGGCCGAAAAGGCGUACAUUCAAAAGCCAGCAGCCAAGCAUGUUUGCAGUAUUACAAGACUACGUGGCAAGAUAGGCAGUAUUAUGGUCCCACUAGUGUAAUCCCUUCUAAUCGGAUACUCCUUCUAGAAUUUCUGUUAACAUUUCAUGAGAUUGGCCACUGUCUGUACAUCAUUAUUUCGCCCUGACGGAUGCACGACCAGUUAUGUAAGGAACUGUUCUGAGUAUCUGACACAGCCCCAGGGCCCCAUCGUCAAUCGAGAUUUCGUGCCGCAGGUAUUCUGCUCCCGGCUUUAUAUUCACGGGACCUCUGAAGUGGUCGUCGGGUCGGUAAAUUGUCUCAGCAUUCACAAUGCGCGCAGUGGUGCCUCCAAUAAAGGAUCCCUCCCCAAUGUGCAACGUACAAGUUUAAUCUAUCGCAGCCUAUACGCCAAUUAUUUUUACGUUUGUGAUGGUCACACAUGUUCACGUUUGAGCACUCGUAUUAACAAACACCAACUACUUCUUACGACAAAGGGGCGCUCACCAAUCAGGUUAUGGAACGUACUCGCACCGUUUUGUCUUGGCGCCCAUACUAGAACCCUCGCAGGCAGUCGCACAGCGUGGCUCAAUGGUAGGGUGUCAAACACCAUGGCAAAAGAUCCUGGGUUGGAAUCCCAAGUGAGCCACACUUGGGGUUGGGUAUGACUGGCUGAUGACGGCUAAUAAGCCAGAAAUUACCAUUCCGGUCUCCCUUGUUUCUGUCGGUAUCAUCUCAUUUACAAACUAGCUCUUCACCCAUGUGGCACUAUCCGUCGUAAUGGCGCACCGGUAAACUUGAGUCGCCCAUGUCCCCAAACACUUUUUUCACGUCUUUUAUCGAAACCCUUACAAUUUGUUGUAGUGUCAGUUGAAAAAAACUGUUGUGAGAGGUUUUUACAAUUACCCCGUGUCCUUUAGUGGCCUACAGGGAACGGUAAAGUGCGGCAAUUCAUUUCGGAUGAGAAUCCGCUCUCCAUGGAAGGGAGGAAACCAAAGUAGUCAUAAGUACCCGUCUAAAAUCCCACCUGUUGCACGUUUUACGUCACCAAAUAAUGAUGCGCAUACUUUCGGUUCAUCAACGCCCAGGCUAGCCGAUCCCACAGUCUCCAUCCUCACGUUGACACCGCUGCCGGUCGCUGAUUACCGUUCACUGUUCUCCGCCUUCUCCUUACAGUCUGGCUUUGACUUCAGCAAGUGAUAGGCACACACGCGCAUUCCUCCGCUGUGCACCCUCGAGCUUUUCAGGUGCAUCGGCGAGGCCAUGUGCAUGGCUCGGUUUGUGGGCUCCCACCCGCCAAUCUCACAUUCCUGAACCCGCCUACAGUUGACAUUAUGGCUGGGACCGCGUGUUCUUGCGUUCACAUCAGUGGCCUCCCUCUUCUGCGUGCACACGGGUUUCGUUCUUCCCCCCCCCCUCCCUCCCCUCGCGCCAUUGCCCGCUCUUACUUGGCUGCCAGCUUAUCAAGGAGGCGGCAGCCGCCAUUGCCAUGGCAUUCCUGAAAUUCUUAAGUCGUCAGAAGACCUCUCCGCACUGGCGUCUGCUGGUCAGCCGCCCUCGGCUGUCCCACCCUAACGGCAGCAACAACAGCGGCAUCAACAGAAGCGGAAACAUUCUCAUUGGCUAAUGCCCUCCCAGCUUCCCGUAGGUAUGGAAAAACAAGAAAUCCGGCCGGCGUGCACCAACGUGGGGAAGGGGGAGGGGGGCAACUACCAGCAUCACACACAACCCACUCGGAUCAGAAUGCUGGAUCUCUGUGUGUGUUCUGUGAGUGUGUGUGUGUGGGAGCGUUUUAUGUGCAGAUUAGGUUUGGAGAAACUGAUAUUUAGAAGGUGAAACAGUUUCCCGUGCGUACUAGCUCGCGUAUCUCACUAGCACCGUGGUGUGUUGGGAAAAUGCGACGGUCAAAAGAUGUGAAGGCUAGGCAGUCGAGUUCACACCCCCACGUCCCAGCAGAGACAACCUGCGGUUAGCCUGGAGGAGGACGGCAUGUGUGUGCAUGUUUACGCUGGCGGCGGCGGCGUCGGUGGCCCAUGCAUGGCAACCCACCCCAUUCUCCUACGCCAGCCGUACGUGAUAUCAUUACGGGUGGGCGCGGUCUCGUAAGAAUGCAUCCACAUUCGACCACCGGCUCUUUCAGACCUCUCCUGAAACCAUGCUACCGAUGCAUUAUCAGCAACCCCAACAGGGGGGAGGGGGUAAGCAUGUGUGGCGUGUUUCAACACACACACACACACACACGCAACCAUACGCCUUAUCAUGUUUCAUUCCAGACCCCCGCCCUCCCCAAAAUUACCACAUUAGGAAGUCUAUUUGUCUUUCAUCGAGCCUGUAUGUGGGUGUGGGUGUCUGUACAAGAGUGUCAGAUUUAGGUGAUGCAAUCAAGGCCAGUGGCCGCGCAUUCUGGCAUCUUCUUACCCAGCAGUCUCUCCCACCCCCUCUUUCUUUAACCCCCUCUUUCGCCUCCCGGUGAAAAGAUCUACCUGACCGUUUCUGCCACUGAUUGACCACUCCUUUUCUUCACCACCCUGCCUGUGUGUGUGGAGGUAUCCAUAUAUAUUGCUGGCUAUUUUGGUUGCGAUAACAGGCACAGCGGCAUAUCAGGGAAGGGUCAUCUUAAGUGCGCGCGGUACUCCUGAUACCGCAAGGUCGUGGAAUUACUGAGACCAUCAUCGCAUCCUUCUAGCGAUCAUUAGCCAGAGACCAGGAGCAAACUCUCCCUCGCCCUUCCUUCCUCUCCAGCUAGGUAAUUCAUUUUGCGCGCUGGUUUUCAAAAAGCAUAUCCGUUAUCACCCACCGCCUGUGUUAUCGAGCCGUUUUUUGUGUCAUCGACUUUCUGAAAUUUUUGCCUCCCACCGAUUAGUCCCUAGUUUCAAAUAAGUUGGUUUGAAGGCGCCUGCACGCCAGUGGCUUAGCGGCGUCAGCAAAGGUAGAAUUUGCUACAAAAGUCGUCUGGAACUGCAGCCCCCUUCGCACAGGUAGUGUUCCUUUUUGGAUGUCUUUGCCUCUAAGUAUAAGAAAACGUGUUAGCGCCACACGAGAGCGUGGUAAAGGUGAAUAUUCUGAGUAGAGUACGGCAACGGACACUUCCCUUUUGCGUCGAAGGUCCGAAUUUAUAGCCCAUACUAGCUGAUACAUAUCGACAGAUAGUGAAUCACCGAAAAAUGUCGCCGAUCAAGGGCCGCAUCCGCACCCUGGAUAUACCAACGCCCGGGGGCUGAGGUAUCACUUGCUGAUGAGGGUCAGCAAGCCGGAAACGGGCAUUCUGAUGAGUCCAGCCCCAAAUAAUGAGGCAGUGAUGGGAAACAGACUGCGAAUCAGAGAGCAGGUGGAAGUUCGUGGGUCAUGAGAGCGGUUUAAAUGUGUCCGUAUAAUUGGCGCAUUAGAGCGAUUUUUGUAAAAUGAACUUUAUUCUGUGGACAUCAGACAUUGGGCGGCAGUUUGCCUUGAUGUGAAAGCUUUGUUUCUUAUCCCGCCAGUCAACUACACACAGACGUAUGUAUAUACACUUUAAGUUUCUUUGUACAGUACUAGGUUUUUUGCGCAAUCCAAACGUUGGUAGUAAGUAGAGGUUCAGUUUAAUGUAUCGCCGCAUGACUAAAAUGAGGGAGUCCGUUUCCCGGGUGGAUUCCCAAUGUGCCAGCAUCCGAAGAAACCUCAGCGGAACGUGUGUACGGGCUUUGACCUAAUGCCUUUACUGGCAUUAUGGUGAAACAAUUGUCAAAUAUUAUAUACAUGCAGGCAUAUAUGUUUUGGAACUGCAUCCACCGAUCGAGUCACUGGACAUGUUCAGAUAACGACCACGAAAAUAUGCUAAAAGAAGUGUCGACCAAGAUGAGAGAGACAAAACAGACUAUUUCUGGUUUAUCAGCCCUGUAAGAUAUUCGAACACAGUUCAUACUUUCGAUCGCAACUGGCAGGACAACGGGCUUGUAGUUUAAUGGUAGCUCAGGGCUCCAGACUUGAAGUUGGUAUGGCUACAUGGUGACGGUUAAUGAUCCACAACCAACGAAUCUAUGCUCACCUUUUUGCCGAUACUCCUUGCAACAUGUAUACAGUAGCUGGGUUAACUCAUGAAAUUUCAACCUGAAUUCCGAAAUGCGUUUUCGUCUCAAAGAGAUUAAUUAAGUAGGGUUGUAAAACUAAUCAUCGUGCAGCAUAAUUCUAUAAUUGGCAUGCAAACACGGUACUCUAUAAAAAGCGACUACUUAAGUAGCAUGCAUUUUUCUCAUUGAUUUUCGAUGCUCCGAAACUUUAUUUUGUGGCAAAAAUGCACAAAAUUUUUCAUUUUUCUUGCUCAUUCGGUAGACAAUGGUGUUUUUUCCAAUUUUUUACUCGAGGGAAGGGUAUAAUUCGGUUAACAAAAACUUUUCCAAAUCCCGAAUAGUCUUGAACCCGACUUGCCGUUACUCUUGCAUCCAGGGUUUCCAAACUGCAAGUCGCAUAUUUUCUGAGUAGGAAAACCGUAUUAAAAGGAGACCAUAUGGGGUUCAUAAACUUAAGCAGUGGAUUUUAGCAAAAUUGUUAACUUAACAAGCCACAUUCGCUAAUGCAGAUACAUGACGUUUUAUAAACGGCCAUUUCACGGAAUUAAAAAGAUCUCAGAAUUACAAACUUUUUACAAUCGAAUUACACCCUUUUUCGAGCAAAAAAUUGGAAGAAAACCGCACUUUCUAUUGACUGAGCAAAAUAAUGAAUAUUUAUAUAAUGUUAGGGGGCGCUCACCGAUCAUUCAUACGGAACUCACUCGUUCCGUUGUGCCUUAGGGGAACGAAAAUCAAGGAGAAAAGUGCAUGCAACUUAAGUAGUCGCUUUUUACAGAGUAUUAUGCUUGCAUGCGGCCGGAAAUAAGUUAGUUCGAAAACCGACAUCCUGAAAUAAUUGAUUAUAGAAUUAUGCUGCACGAUGAUUAAUUUUGCGACCUUACUUAAUAAAUCUUUUGGGAACUAAAACGCAUUUUGGAAUUUUGGUUGAUAUUUUAUGAGCUAGCCCGCCUACUGUACAUGAAAAUCCCCUUACUACAUUCCCAACGGGCAAAUGAUAUGCAGUAAUCUCCCCUUUAUCCCCGAUGCAUGCUUUCGAGAAACCUCGGCGAAAGUGAAAAUCUUCUAGGUAAUACAUGUUUUAAUUUUUGUUUUUAUAUAUUUAAGUCAUUUUAAACAAUUCCAUAUUCUCACAAGCAUUUAUCACACAGUUAUACGGCAUGAAACCGUUGUAUUCUAUUGAACAUUCCUAAGUAUUCGUUGAAAUUAUGUAUUUCACCACAGUAUCUAUGUUGUAUGUGCAAGCAUACGUAUCAAGCGUGACUGAGUUUUAUUUAGUGCGUAAUACAGUUUUGAACACACCUUAAUAAUACAUUUUUAAUAAAAAUGUAGCCAACAGUGUCCCGUGGGCAAACAGACUGAGGAAGCAUGUAUCAGAAAUAAAACACCAGCUGUCCACAGAAAUCUGCGAACCAGCGGAAAAUCUACGAUUCAUAUUCAGAUAUGCUUGCAUAUAAAAUCGGCGAUAGAGUGGAGCCUCGAAAGCCAAGGUGCAAUAUAGCGGCGGAUUCCUGUAAAUAUUUAUGUUUCACUUGUAAGGAUAUGUGCGAGAUCCAAGUUACUGAAAGGGAAGAGGAAUAGGAGAAAGCGUACUUCAAGAAAAGUGCCUAUUCACAUGUUGGCGAAAGGCGGAAUGCGAAGGUCGGUGGUUUUUUUUAUUCACCACCGUCUAGAAUGACCACCAGAUGCACCAAUGGUUUGUUACUAUAGUGCCUUAAACACAAGCUGCACCUGUACACCAAAAGUGGUUGCCAAAUUUGGUCGUCCGAUUUGUCUCAGGCCUUCGAACACGGACGCCGAGUGAACAACCUUUCCUCUCGCACUGUUAGUCCUUGACAUUUAAGGAAGGAAUAACAGGGCUUGAUAAAUUCCCUUGGUGACAUUUCAAGCGUCGUUCGUGAUCUGCUCGUCUUGGGUGGCAAGACAGAGGAGUGGAUGUAUGUGUGUUCCGCAGGUACGGAUCACUUUGGUUGCAGGCUUCUUUGCGACGAAACAUCGUGCGUAUGCCUUUAUAUCGGGUUCAAGCAAGGUUCUAUUGAAUGUAGAGAGUGAAAAAGCUCGAGAAACUGGCAAAGUGCGUUUUACUUUAAAUUCGACCCACGUUUUAUGUGAGAUAACUUCAGUCAUAUUUCCAGGGAAAACAGAUACAGAACAUAGAGGAGCAUAUUUUUUGGCAGAGUAUUUGGGCUGUUUCUUAUUUAACGCGAAUCAGAGCAUGCCCAUUUUUUCAUGCAAAGGUACGUUUAAGGGCGAUAGGCUUUUCAGUUCGUUAGCCGGUAGAAGAGCAAUACUGAUGUGCGUUCGUUCUUUGAGGCACUCCUUAAGGAAACCUUUAAUUUCGUCAAGUAUGCAAAUGUAAAGAAAGCCAUUGCACAUUUAAAAAUUAAAGGAACAGUGUGUACGACAACACUAUGGAUACGCACUGUGGCAAAAACACCUAGUAGAAACACGCCGUAGUCGCUCACUGUCCAUUUUUAUUCAUUUUCUUCAACGGUGGUCUACCUGUCGAUCCUGUGGUUUGCAGUCGCGAUCCCUCGUCGAAGGGUGGGAUCGGAGGCACCCACAGUGCCAUGACUUUGGCCUGAACUAGGUCGGAAUGUUUUCUGCGUUCGAAUGAAUGACUUGGAUUAAAUCAGUCGUAAUGAAUUUUUACCAUCCUAAUCUUAAAUUCUUUAUGGAUAUUUGAGCCACAUCAGGGUAAUAUUCAUGAACCGCUAACAGGCGGUCAGUAGUAUACACAUGCCGUUUGACUCGCUAUGUUAGCAGCAGUGGUGCUGGCUAGGAGCUCAGACACGCAUUAUGACCAUAUUCUGCGACACGUAAUAAGCUUCGAGGGGCUUGGCUACUUCUUUUUUCAACGAAGACAUGUUUUUAUCAGGACCAACGCUGGCGGAUAAUCGUUAAGUCGGUUUCAUCUUGACGAAGAGAAAUGAAUUGGCAGUUUGCGAAAUGCAGUUGAGGUUAACAAAGGUAAAAUAUUCAACAGUCCCUCCAAUUCCUGCUUAAAUAGGCGGCUCGAAGACCUGCAUGCCAGUAGCAAAGUCGCUGUCCGCUUGUAAAUGUUCCAAAUGUAUCGACAAGGAGCCACUAGACGCAAUAACCAAAACGUAUGUACACUAGAGAACGGAGGCAUUUAGUCUGGAAAUAACGACCCUAUGUUGCGGAUGCAAAGAGAGUGGAGAGCGAGAGAGUCAGUUAUACGCUCACACUCAUCAAGAGCUGGGGAGGUACAGCAGACACGGCAUCGUCUUGAGCCGCGGACGACCGACGAGCAGUGUUCAUUCACCCGCGUAAUUGCAGGCCCGUUGCGCGCUGAAGACGCACCAAAAGCGGUUGAAGCCGAUGGCCUGCCUCGAACGGUCAACAUUUAUUCGACAGGUCUGUCCUUCAUUUGAUCCUCCGCUAGUUUUUGGGAAUCGGUUAUCUAGAUAACAUUAAUGGUCCGGUAAGGGAAACCAGUCCAACGUUGCCAAUAUUGCACGCCGUUGACACUUCGAUCUCACGUUUCGAAUUUAGCUAAUGAAAUAUUCGAUUAGGACCCGAAGGGCCGUCUUCAACACGUCUAGGGACUCCCUAAAACAAACAACAGUACAGAAUUAAUUAUGCCUGCGUUUUCUAUGGAUGUGCCUUGAGUACUUUGUUUCACCAUUGCGAUUCUGAUGAUAAACUCGAUAGAAACAAUUUACUUUUGCAUCCUACUAAGGUGAAUCCAUUUUAUGCUAAGCUUUUCGGCUACCAUAAGCGGAACAUAUCUUGCUCUACCAUUCGCUCUAUUUGGUGGUUUCGAGUAAUUAGUAUAUCCUUCCCUUAAGAAAGUUCGAACUGUGCCUUGCUGCAAAAGGACGCACUGUCUGUCAUGUAGAAACUCAGUAUGAUCACUUAACUUGUUGGAUUUUAUGGAAAGCUCUACUCAAACAACUGAUAGCCGUCAUUAUUGGUGUGCGAAGAGGAUUUUGAUUCAGGCGGCGGGUUUCUUUCAUCGGUCUUGCUCAAGAUCAGGUAAGCACAUCUAGGCGAACGCGCAUGGUUAAUAAUGACCCUGCCAGUUCUUGACAGUAACCUACAGUAAAUGCCCUGUUUCAUUAAAUGUCAAUUAAAAGUCUGAAAUACGUCUUUGAUAAGACAGAGUAACUUAAAUAGGGUUGACAUAGCGAUUACCAUGCAACAUCAUUUCAAGAUAUCUCGAUUAGGCCAUUAUAUCGUCAUUUGAAUGAGCUUCAUUCUGGUCGCAUGCAAAAAUUACACUCGGUGCAAAACGACUGCAAUAUAGGUAUGAUAUUUUCCACUGAUCCUCAGUAGUCAAACAUAUUUUAUAGAAAAGAUGCAUAAAACACUCUUUCUUAUACCUAUCUGGUGACGAAAUACGUAGUCUCCAAACUUUAUCCUCCAAGAAAGCGCUUGAAAACUGUUUAUUUCUGAACGAUCUUAAACCCAGCUUGCGGUUGCGUUUGCACAUAGGGUUUUCAAACUGCAAGCCGGACAAUCUCCGUAUGAGCAAAAUCGCAUAUUUCACUGCGUUAAUGGGAAGAUGUCAUAUAGAGCUUAUACAGUUUGCAAUAAUGUCCAGGUGACUAAACAGGUAUUCAUUACAGCCCGACUUCUCCCUGCGUGACAGAGUAUACAUCCUAUACCCUUAAUCUUUCCACAUCAACGAGCGUCUUUGCAGCUCUUUUCAAACAUGUUCACGCACACUUGAAGAAAAGGACGUGGUACAAUUGAUAUAAUUCCUCUCGCACACUGGAAACUUAACCAGGUUAAAAGUGGUUUGCCAUCGAGGAUUAAUAAUUCCGAAGAGUUAUUUUCCCAGGAAAAAGUUGGAAGAGUUUUAUGCAUUUUGUGUUUUGUAAGUUUGACUCAAAGUUGCCUGCGUGCUCGGAAAAAGCCUGCAACCCCAAAUACCUCUAUAAGAUGUAGUGGAGGAAAAAAUCCCAUGAAGCACCUACACCUUUAAGUAAUUUGGUCUCAGCCGAUUAACACGCGCUACUGUAUUUUUUGUCAAUUAUGAACAGUUUUGACCAUCGUGCCAAUCACAUUUGGACACCAAACUCUAAUUGCCAAAUAAAGAUUUUCACGCUUAUUUUCAGUGCUUUUAAGAUAAAAAAUAUGGAAAAUUUUGUUUUCAUAUUUUAGUUUCUUAGAAUAUUACUGUUUUUGAAAGUGUCGUUUCUGAAGAAAAAUUACGCUUCAGUUUGAAAUUCGCAAUUUAUAUGGCCUUUCUGGGGCAGCUUAAUUCUCUUUACGGCCCAAUAAGAGAUAUCCUGUCGCUCAUUCCAUACCGGAAUUCAUUUGGAUUAUGUCGCCUAAGUUGAAAACAAAAUAUUCUUAAAACCAAAUGCAGUGUUGGGCACUCGUGUAUCUUUUAUAAUAAAUAUGACUGUCAAUAGGAGCGAAGAGACGAGUCCCAGGAAGCAGUCCUGAAGACUGAGACACGAUCGCUGGGACAAAAGCUUCAUUAGCCUGACGUUUUGAAUUCCUGCUCGAGACGUGUCUGCUUUUGUUCCUGAUGAUGGGUUCAAGCAGGAAUCUGAAACGUCAGGCAAAUAAAGCUCUUGUCCCAGCAAUCGUGUCUCCUUCUUCAAAAUGUGAUUGCUUUUAAAAACUACAUGGAUGAUAAAGGGAAACAUGUAAACGAACCACGACAGACUUUUCCAAGAAAUUUAUUGAUAUGGACUGCGGAAGACUUUUCAGCUGAGUCCUAGCAUGAAACACUGUGGUAUUGUUUUUUGUAAACUAUGCCCUCGUCUCGUUCCACUUUUAUAUAAACAGAUAGGUUUUUGUACCUCCGGCGAUCUUUCAUGAAGUCUGCAAGGCGGCACUGACUUACAUGGACGUCUAAACAAGAGUUGGAAAUAGGAAUAUUCCGUCCAAUUAAUAAAGGUGGACAUGUGCAUAACAAUGGAAAGAACAAAAUGUUCCCGUGCCAUAACGCCAGCAACAAUCCUAAUAUAAAACUACACAUCGUCCUAAUUUGAACCCUAACCCUACGCUUAAUCAUAACUGUGCAGUUAACGCUAGUCGCCACCUCGACCCUAAACUUGAUCCUGGCUUAUACUACGGCUACCUUCAAGCUUGACCUUGAACCUAAGCCUUAACUUAACCCUAGCCCUUACCUUAAACCUGAUCCAAAUUUUACUGGAAGUUGGUUCAAAACCAGCCGUGUUUCGGGCAGUUCCUGUCGUCAUGUCCCGUUUAGACGUAUCAUAUCAGAAAUAAGGCCAGAAUCACACCAUUCAAUGUUUAAACGGGCCUUCGAAAUACAUUCUCAGGUGCACUUGUAAGUGCGUGAUUCACGCUCUCGCAACUUGAUUUUCACAAGUUAUCUCUUGAGACAGACUUAUUCUUUUACAUACUUUUAACAUAGUACUAUGGACCAGUACUUUUAAAAUGCUUCGGAUAACCUCAGACACGCAGCCAAGGAAUUUCCGUUAAGAUUUACGUUCUCGAGUCUUUUCUACGCCAAUGGUUUUGCCCCGUUUGACUGUGAGCCAUCGUCCUCCACGUGGCUUCUCUAUUUAAGAUCUCUGGUUAACUCAAAAGCAGACGAAAUUCGUAUGAGAUUAACCAUGGGUAGGGGAUAGGAAUGGAUCCUCCGGUGGUUGUUAGCAGGAUCUUUGACGUGGGACGUCAGACAGAGUGUUGAAAUAGACAAAUAUACAAAGGUAAAACUUUAUGCGCGAUCCUGCCGAAAAUAAGUUGAGUCUAAAUUGCUUCAGAAGUGAACACUUUACCUGCCUUAUUUAGCUCUAUUAGUACUGCAAGUUCUGUACUUUAGUAAAGUGAAUUAGAUUAAUGAGCCAACAUUCCCUACCUGACGUACGUUUACUGCAGUACAACAAGAGGAUGACCGUGAACGUGUUACUAAAAAAAACAUUUCGUUUCCCGAUCUAGGCCGAUUACAGUGACUCCCCCAAAAUAGCAGGAUGAAUUUUCCACGGAAAUUAUGAAUACUUUCCCAGACAGCCUCUCCCUCACUCGUAUUUUCAGGCAAUAGGGAAAGUCAAAAUUCCCUUCAGAUUGACAACCUAAUUCCCUUUGUAGAACUCUGUGCAUUCCAGAAUGAGGCGACACUUUCGGAUUCUAUAAAUAGUUGCCCAAUAUCCCAAUACCUCGCCGCCCCUCCAUGUUGCAUGCGAAAUACCAGAAGGGGCGAUACAGCAUCAGCCGGCUUUAGCUUAUUUAAAAGGGAAUUCCUGCCUUCAGCCCGCGUCAACAUAUUUCCUGACAUUUAUAUUAGGACUCGACAGUCGCACCGCGCUUUACUUGGAAAAAGGUUCAGCCCGGGUAAAGUCAAGCUGCAAGUUGCUUGAAAAAUUAGUUCGUUGUGUAAUAAUCUCGAGGGUGAUUCUUAUUCCUAUUCCCUUCCCUUCUCCUCCUCCUCCCCAUUCUUCUUCCUCUCCUUCUUCCUCAUCCUCAUCUUCCUCCCUUUCACCCUUUUGCUCGCUCUUCCACAGCAGUUGAAAGCCGCAAAGAGAAACUCCAGUUUUACCUUCCUGCAAGUGUCUUGGCUUGUACGCGGCGCUGGCCUAUUUUCCGACGACGCAACAGCAGCCAGUACUAUAGACCCGGGAAUUGUGUCGCAUGUGACUAGCCCCACCGAGGGCAUUCGUCCCUCCGAAUGCGUGUGCGUGUGUGUACGGGCGCGCGUAGGUGCAGCUUGUAAAUUCCCAAUUGCACGUUGGACAUGCACGCGUGGGCGUUGGAUGCCUGCCAGCACGCAAUGGGUUAUCGCCCUAGUGACUGCUGUACGCUGGUAGCGGGAUUCUGGAACGUGUUGUUUAGGGUCACGAUCCAGGCGCACACAGACAUUCCAGACGUCUUCGAUAAUUUUUUACUGACUUUUCGUCUACCUCUUAUGCCUGUCCAUUUUUCUCCUUAUUUUCCUUUUUGGCCUCUUCUCUACCUCAUAUCCUUCCCGUUUUUCUAACUUCCUCCCCCUACCGAAUCGAUAUUCUCCCCACUCCCCACUCUGGGGUGUUCGUUCCAUUAUUUCUGUUUUGCCUUAAUCUCCUCUCCAAACUGUCGUGCUCUACCACCUUUUAAUCUGUUUUCUAUUUAUCUACUUUUCAUCCUCUUCCGUAGUCUGCGCACCUACCUGUUGUUUUUUUCAUCAGCGUCCGGCUCAUUAGCGUCUUCUUUCCCCUCAUUGCCGAGUUCACGAUCUCACUUUCCUGUAUCACAUUUGUAGUUUACCCUUUUAUGUCUUUUUGUUUAUGAUUCUCUCCACCCACCCCUCCUUCUUCUCUUUCUUACUCCUCUUCUUCUUCAUCUUCUUCCUACAUUUUUGACCUUCUAAUAAUCCGAAUGCUUCAUAUUCCCUUUCUACUUUCCCUCCUCAAUCUUUUUUCUAAAGUGUCGGCACAUUUGACACCUUGCGUCUUUUUCCGACUCCUUUUGGUACCCCAUUUUGAUUUUGGAAUUUUCCGCUAUUGUUGUCGUUUUGAUUGUCAUUUCCCGUUCUUUCGUCCGCGUCUAUUUCCUGAUCUUUGGGUUGUUUGGGAAAAGAGGUAUGUGGUGGCACUUUAGGGCUGGGGUAGGCCGAAAUGGGGCAGAAAGAAAAGAAUUUAAAAAGGGUCGACACGAAGGGAAGAAUGUCCUGCACAUUCUUGACCUAAAAGCUUUUUCUAGCUUGUCAGACCUCGACUGCAGGCAUUCGACUGUUCUUCCGCUCUCCUGCCAUAGCGAACCGUGUGUCUGGUGUUCCUCUCGAAAGUACAGCGAAUGUGCUAACUAAUGAAAUGCCGACUGAAAUUCUUAAAUGCGUUUUCGACUCAAAAAAUUGCUUAAGUAGGCUUGUAAUAUAAAUCACCUUGCAGCAUAAUCCCAUGAUAGUUCAGUUACAUCAGGAUGCCGGUUUUUGAACCAACUUCUUUUCGGCUGCCUGCAAACACUACAAUUUGCAUUAAAUGGCCACUAUAGAAUAUAAUUGUUUCUCAUUUAUUUUCAAAGGCCUUAUAAAUUCAAAUAUAUUUCAUAGAAAAAAUGCAGAAAAAUAUUUAUUCCCUUGCUCGUUUGGUAGAAAAUUCAAUCAUACUCAAGUUUUACACUUUUGGAAAGGGUAUAAUUUGGUUUUAAAAAACGUUUCCGAUCCCGAUUAAUUUUGAAACUGACCCGCCGCUACACUUGCAUUCAGGGUUUCCAAAUGACGGUAUAUGUGCUAACUCAUAAAAUGUAAACCGAAAGUUUGAAAUGCGUUUUUGGCUCGAAAAGAUAACUGACGUAGGGCUGUAAUAUUUAAUCAACAUGCAGCAAAAUCCCAUAAUAACUCAGUUAAAUUAAGAUUCCGAAUGCUGAAUGAAUUUUUUCGGUCGCUACCGAAAACGGCACACUGCAAUAAGGGAUUUCUUACGUAACAUGAACGUUUCUCAUUGUUGCUCAAUGACGUCAUAAAGUUUGAUGUAUUUCCUUGCAAACACGCAUGCAAAUAAAUAUUCUUUUCUUCAUCUGGUAGAAAAAUAAAUUUUAUUUGAAUUUUAUGCCCGAAAGAAGUGUAUACUUCGGUGUGAAAAACGCCUUUCUGAUUCCUGAAUAAUUUUAAACUCUACCUGUGGUUAAACUUGCAUUCAGAGUUUCAAAACUACUAGCCUUGUAUUUUCCGUGUACGAAAAAUCACAGAUUUCUAGACGAUAACUAAAGGAUAGUAUAUGAGGUUCAUUAAGUUUAGCAGAAGACUUGAGUCAUAUUGUGAACUUAACGGGCGACAUUAGUAGAUGCGGAGACAGUGUGGUGUGGACAGGCAUUUCGUGGUCUUGAAAAUACAUAAUAAGAAACUUUUUUAAAACCAAACUGUACACUUUCCCCAAGAAUAACAUUUGGAGAAGACGUGCUUUCCUACCAAAUGAGUAAAAGACAAAGCAUUUUCAUGUAUAUUUUUGAUUGGAUAUAUUUAAAUUUUUAAGUGCAUCGAAAAUCAAUGAGGAAAAUUCGUGCUACUUAAGAUGCAAUUUUUUACGGAGUGCAGUUUUUACAGGCGGCCGAAAGGAAGUUUUUUCAAUAUUCGUUAUGCCAAAAUAUUUGAAUUUCAUGGUAAUCGAUAGUAAAACUCUACUUAAGUAAUCUUUUCGAGUCGAAAACGCAUUUCAGAAUUUCAGUUUACAUUUUAUGAGUUUGUACCUGUACUGUGUAAGCUCUAUAUUUUCCGUCUACGGGGAAUCGUGCACUUCAAUACGGCAGAUAAGGGAGACCGUAUGGGGUUCAUGAUAUUCGGCAAUGGAUUUGUACCAUAUUGUAACUUUUACAAACAACAUAAGUAAAUGCAGAGAUACGAUGUUUUUUGAACAAGCAUUUCAUGGUCUUAAAGAAACCCAUAAUAAGGAACUUUUUAAAAACCGACUUAUACCCUUGUUUCAGGCAUUAAAUUUGAAGACGACGUAAUUUCCUGCACGGUGACUAAAAUCACGCCUCUACUUAAAUAAUCUUUUUGAGUCGAAAACGCUUUUUAAAAUUUUCGUCAACAUUUUAUGAGUUACCACAUCUACUGUAUGCUAGUCAGUAAAAACGUCUUUAGAACGUGCAGGCACAGCUCGGUAACAAUGGGUUACAACUUUGUACUCACAAAUCCUACCAAGUGCACACUGGAAUUUAAAAUGAGCUUUUUCUCCGGUCGUGGGGGAUGAAACAGUCCAAACAGGCUGCCUAUUCAUCGAGGUCUACUUCCACCUAGUAUGCAAUAAUUUCAUAUAGUCAUAUAAGCGCAAAGCAAUUUAACGCUUUUAAACUGUUAAUGCGAAGAAAAAGUGGAGUCGGAACAGUUUCAUUUCGCAAACAUUCCUCACUUUGCCAGUGAAGCGAUCAGUCUGAAGCACGAAUCUUAUUGGCGGUUCCCCGUAGUAGGCAUAGGUGUAGCUGGCAAUGUCUUCUAGUGUUUUUGAAAGAAACUCAAAAAAUUUUGUAAAAUUCAAUUGCCAAAGUGUCUAAUGUGUUCAAGUACUGGAAUUUUGACUAUAGAAUCCAUCCCAGCGGCAUUCCUCCUAACCAAAGGCUGAUAUGCUUGUAUAUAUUACGACGCGCCUAGAGCUGUAGCUUGGAGGGUUACCACACGAAGGCAUAUCUAGAUCCCCAUCAGGACUUAGGCCAGACGGCGAUGGUUGCCUCUUAAUAUUCAGUAGGUGGGCAAACUCAUGAAAUGUCAACCGAAAUUCCGAGAUGCGUUUUCGUUUCGAAAGGAUUAAUAAAGUAGGGUUGUAGAACUAGUCCGCCCGCAACAUAAUUAUAUAAUAUUUCAGUUACCUCAGGAUGCCGGCCUUCGAAUGAACUUCACUUCGGCUGCAUGACAAAAUGCAUUAUAAAAAAUGACUACUUAAACGGCAUGUAUGUUCUCACUGAUUUUCGAUGCCAGAAAAAUUCCAAUUAUAUAUCAUGGAAAUCACGCAUAAAAAUAUUGCUUCUUUUGCUCAUUCGGUAGAAAAUUACGUCUUCUUCUAAUUUUAUACUCAAAAGGGGAGUAUAAUUCGGUUUUUAAAAACUUUUCCAAUUCCCGAAUAAUUUUGAAUCCGCUCUACCAUUACACUUGGAUUUAAGGUUUCCAAACAUCAAGCAGUAUAUUUUCCGCGUACGGAAAACCACAAAUUUCUCUACAGUGUUAAAGGGGAACCAUAUAGGGUUCAUAAAAUUUGGCAGUGGAUUAGAUUCAUAGUGUUAACUCUACAAGCCACAUUAGUAAAUGCAGAGAUAUGACGAUUUAUGAACGGCCAUUUCACGGUACUUAAAAGUCGUUCAAUAAGAAACUUUUUUAAAACCGAAUAAUAUCCUUUCUACGAGUAUAAAAUUAGAAGAUGACGUAAUUUUCUACCGAAUAAGUGAAAGAAUGAAUAUUUUUAUGCGUGUUUUUCAUGAAAUAUAACUGGACAUUUGGGGGCAUUUAAAAUCAAUUUAAAAAAUCACGCUACUUAAGUAGUCAUUUUUUACAGAAUUAAGUUCAUUCAAAAGCCGGAUUCCCGUGGUAACUAAAUUAUCAUAGAAUUAUGCUGUAUGAGGAUUGGUUUUAAAACCCUACUUAAUUAAUCCUUUCGAAACGAAAACGCAUUUCGGAAUUUCGGUUGACAUUUUAUGACUUAGCCCACCUACUGUAGUCUUUAUUGCGCUCUCACCCUCGUGACACGGGGACCGCCCAUGCCCAUGUCGUGUGUGAGGCACGCGUGGACGGGCCGCUUAGCCACGUCAGCCACGUUGUUAGAGACGUUGGACUUCUAACUAACAGGUCGCGCGAUCGAGCCCCGGGUGCUCCACAUUUCGGGGUUGCAUGCGACUGGCUGACGACGGCUAAUUAGCCCGAAAUGGUGCGCCAUGACUCGUGUGUCAGAACUGACUGGUUUCAUUGAAUAACCAAGCUACGUGCCGAGUUUGUUGUUGAUCCUUUGGAGUGCACUGCCAGUGUUUGAUUUUUGACAGGAGAAACUGUAAGAUAAUUGAAGCUUGGAACUCUGAAGGGGACUCAGACAAUCGGCAUAUAAAACCCCAAACAAUGUACACAACUAGAAAGAGUCCUUCCCAGGCCUGAGACAUUGGUCGCUUAUCUGUUCAAAUACUUCAAAAUAUCGUUUUUUACAGACGGCUAAGAUGCCAGAAGUGGCCAUUCCAGUCUCCCGUGUCCUUGUCAGUAAUAGUGCCUAUAUCAUGCGCCGCCGUGCGGCUGCUGGUUGGACUUGAGAGAGAGCCCGUAAGGCACAACGGAACGAGUGAUUUACGUAAGAACGAUCAGUGAGCGCCCCCUACCCUUGAAAUAAACCCGCUGUCGAUGACUCAUUCGCACGCUGUAUACGAAAAGAUCAAAAAAUCACAUGAUCUGCACGAGGGCUGGGAGGCCUCGAAUUAGUUCCGUAGGAUAGAUCAGUGAGCGUCCCCUACCAUUACUUUAACUUUAUCAAAUCAGCCAUUUUUUCAUUUUCCGGCCUAUUUUCGGUUCCAGCUACGCUAUCUCCUGCAAGCUGUCCAUAACAUGUUGGCCAUGCAAACUUCGCCGAACCUGGACUCACAGCCCCAGCGUCCAUUCAGCUGGUACGUCGCCGCAAACAGAUCCCCCAGUGAGGACGCCUAUCAGUUGGGCAGCGCCGGCACCGCCAGUCCAAAAACCGUCCAGCCGCCAGCAAACACCCCCAAAUCGCUCUCUGACCUUGACUUCGAUGUGCUGCCUCUGAUCGAUGCAGGUGACCUUGACCUGUCGCCUCGGUCUCCGCGCAAUCGCCAGUCGACCGCCUCGACUCUCCUGCCGCCGGUGUUGCCCGCCGGCUUCCGCAACUUCAGCCGCUAUCUGGAUACCAAAUUCGGUCCGGACUCGAGCUCAGUCUCUCUCGAGAGUAUCGCCGACCCUCAGGGGGCAAAUGAAGCCGGCAGUGGAGGCCCCAGUAACGCAGCUCCCACAGCUGAAGUCAAUGUGAUGGCGGAGAACACAACGGUGGCCAAGAAGGAGGGCCACGGACGGCAGCAAAUAAAAGCCUCCUGUUCGCCCGUCGCCAGUAAGUGGGCUGCUUGCUUCCGUUCAUGGAACCUUGAUUCCUUCCAGCUGAUGCGAAAAAUCACAUGACGGACCCAUCGCCAUAGCAACAGCUCACACGCUCACCGAGUAGUUUAUUUCCUGCCUUUUAUAAAAUUUGGCCACUUGAACACAUCUUGCUUUGGUUAGACUCCUCAAGCAUGUGGUACUAUAUCGAUAACGACCGUCGGAGGUAGCCGACACCUCACCAUAUGCGCCUUCCGGUCCAACUUGCUCUGAUUGGUCAACCCCGCGACCACUUCCUAACAACCCCGCUCUCCUCCGACCCAGUCCACCACCACCACUUCGUGAUCUUGGUUCACAGAGUGUCAUACAGUAACCAACAGACCAUGCCGACUCGUCAAUACAACGGACGCCUGUGGUUAGAAAGUGGAGUAAAAUGAGUAAAGCUUCCGACACAUCAGCUAUGAAAACUCGGUGCACGAACGUUAUAAACACGGCUGCACGUCUGGACGUGUUCCCCCUAUUCGGUGCCUGCUAAUAUUCCGAUUGCAUUAUUCAGCGAUAUUUUCUUGUUGAAAAAUUGCACUGAAUUAAUUCCACUGGUUAUCUUCACAAAAACACUCCCAAACAUCUACAUUAUCGGCGUAAAGUUACAGUCAGGAGAUAUAAAAUCGAAAGGUCGUCAUGUUCAUCAUUGUAUCGUGAAUGAAGUUUACAACGGAAUCAGCAUAACAACAGCCACUCGAGCAAUUUAUGGUGUUUAUCACAAUGAUUGAGUUGUGGCAAGUGUCAACGUUGUUCUGUGGAAUUCUGAUCGGUCAAUUUCAGCCUUUCCAGUGUCUAUCGCCCAGGAAGACCCGUGGAGCUGGAUAAUGGCAGGUUCCCGUCAAACUAUGGAGGAAUUAUCAGGAAAAACUAAAUUUGUUACGUUCUAAUGUUUAAGAGCGCCUUAAACAGGUUAAGAAGAUCAGAAGAUAAAGAGUUUAAACUCCGCGCUAAUUUUUGAUAAAAAAUUAAGCCCAGUGUUACACAGUUUGUGACUUUUGCUAAUCAGGCAGAAGAGAGGGCCAGCUCUUCAUCGAAUCGCCACUGUACGUCAGCGAUCGGCCCAAACACCGAUGACUUUUUACAGAUCAGACAUUACUUGUCAGACCGAAAUUAAACCCAGACCCUACGAAGGCCUCGUUAUUGUUUGAUGGAGUAUCGUACACAUAUCUCACUUUACGCUGUCGUAUCAAGAUCAGGCCGUAGCCACAGAUCUUUAUUGUUAACAUAUGCAGCUUAAGCUCUUGCCAUUAAACAUCCGGGGUCACUCAGCUAAAAAGAUGUCAUCCUGAUGCAUGACAAAAUGAGACCGCAGUCGACUUGACAGACCCAAAACGUGAUCGGGGAUAUAGAGUUGGAACUUUUUACUCCCAUUUGUCCUAAGCACUUGAUCGUGCGUCAACUGACUGUCAUUUGUUUAGAUCUCUGCAGCAAUUUCCGGGCGGAUAAAUAUUCGAGAUACUGAUGAUGUCAAAACCGGGUUAUGUGGAUUCUUCGUAUCAGAAUAUAUCUUAAUUUAUAAAGAGAGCAUCGAAAACUGUGUCCCAGGAUAGGCAGCACUGAAUGAUGACGAUGGCGGUUAUGUUACUGCUUGAAAAGCGCUUUCCUGCAAACACUCUCCCUGUCAUUUAUUAAAAAGCCAACAUUACUUUCAGGUACUCCUAAUCUGUGCUUUUUACACUAAAGUACUAGCAUGACCCCACUGACCUUUUUCAGCUAUUGCGGAUAUCGCUUCGCCCAAUUACUACUCCGACAACAUUGCGAAAUCCUGGACCAACCGCAGUCCGCUACCGGUUAGAACACAUGCCCCGCGGGAACGACGUGCGAGUGCCCAUGGUGUGGCAGAUUUUCUGGUACAGAAUCGCCGUCAGACAGCUGUCACCUCUCCUCCGACCAAUGAAAGCCGCAUACGCACAGGCUCCGCAUCACCCACCUCCUCCUACUUCUCUGAUUGGCCGCAGAAUGAGAACGCUCCGACUUCCACACCCACCUACGAUUUCAACG
This is a messenger RNA of Spirometra erinaceieuropaei, 27658 nucleotides long. NCBI's taxonomy places the organism in Eukaryota, Metazoa, Platyhelminthes, Cestoda, Diphyllobothriidea, Diphyllobothriidae. The record is from the annotation of a GenBank genome assembly.